AGCGCAUCAGAUAAGCGCAGGCGGCAGGUCGGCAAAACACCCUGGUGAUUCGCGCAAGGUUUCAGCCCUAAUGGAUCGGCCGCGCGCGCGGCGUUCCCCGUCACGGCCGUGAGAAAAAGUUCCGACCCGAUGGCCGCAGACGCCGUCCUGAUUACCAACCUGACCGAGGAGUGGGUGGCGAGCCUGCGCAAGUGGCACCUGGAGCUCUUCUUCAUCCCCACCACCGUGGUCACCCUGGCAACCAUGCUGGUGAACCCCGUCCUCCUGGCGUGCAUCUUGGCGUCGCGCGCCUUGCGCCGUGAGACGCGCUACCUGCUGGUGGCCAACACGCUGGCGGCGGACAUGCUGUUCCUCACCCUCAACCUGGCCACCGCCGUUCUCAACGCCGCCGGGGCGGAGCUCCCGUGGUUGGCGUGCGAGCUGGUCACGGCCGUCACCGUCACGGCGUACUGCUGCGCCAUCCUCACCGUCACCCUGACGGUCGCGGACACUUACGCCGCCGUGCGCUGGCCGCUGCACUACCGUGAGCUCCUCCCGCCCGCUCGGACCCACAGAAUCCUGCUUGGGGUGUGGGCGCUGGCGGCGACGUACCCCUUCACGCUGGUCAUUCUGAUGGAGGCGGAGAGGGGCAGCCCGCACGACACGGCGGCCGUCUGCCUCGUCCUCAUCUCGCUGGGUUUCCUCCAGGCCAAAAACACGGCGGGGGUCAACGUCUACUUCUUCGUGGCCGCGCUCGUCUGCGCCACGCUCAUCUUCUACUGCUACAUUCGCCUCUACGUGGAAACCAGAACCCAAGGCAUCUGGCAGAACCGCUUCUCCAGAGCCCGGGUCACCGUCUUGGCCCACGGGCUUCUGCUCCUCCUCUACUUUUCCCCCGGUUUCGUCUUCACCGCGGAACUCCUCCUGUUUCAGAGCGAAGACGUCAGUCAGGAUGUGCGAGUGUGGGUCAGCACGGUCAACAUGUGCGUCUUCAUGCUGCUUCCCAGGGCCUUCGCUCCUUAUCUGUACGGGCUCCGAUACCGCGAGAUCUCCGACACGUUGCUCCAGCUGCUGCAUCGGCGCCGGAGACUCAGCCAGAUCACUGUCGCGUGAAUCAUGAUUUCGACAGACCGAUUUCAUUUGCUCUGCGAUUUUGUCGCAAGCGACUGUGUGACAUAUGUAUAUACAUACAUCUGUACCUUUCAGCUACACUCGAUAAUAUGUGUCCU
Molecule: messenger RNA, 1208 nt
Organism: Syngnathoides biaculeatus (alligator pipefish)
Lineage: Eukaryota; Metazoa; Chordata; Actinopteri; Syngnathiformes; Syngnathidae
Product: probable G-protein coupled receptor 148
Exons: 2
Coding region: 130-1092 (320 amino acids)
Biological process (GO): G protein-coupled receptor signaling pathway
Cellular component (GO): membrane
Molecular function (GO): G protein-coupled receptor activity
Source: RefSeq, a predicted model, not a curated record